Molecule: messenger RNA, 4325 nt
Organism: Bactrocera dorsalis (oriental fruit fly)
Lineage: Eukaryota; Metazoa; Arthropoda; Insecta; Diptera; Tephritidae
Gene: Fcp3C
Exons: 3
Coding region: 2955-4124 (389 amino acids)
Source: RefSeq, a predicted model, not a curated record
GGAGAGUGCCACAUUAUCCGGAAUGUGAACACCUGUUAAAUACAAUAUUUUAUUCUCUUAUACCAAACACUAAAUAUCAUUCUUCCAUAUCGCCUACCAUAAAUAUCCAUUCCUUAGGUAUCCACCGCUUAAAUAACACAUAACGAAAUUGUGCUGGAGUAACUAUAGAUUAGCGCGGCAACUCGAAUUCUUCUUCUGCUCUAGAUGUCGGUUUGACUCCUGGAAGACAGUCAAUGAAGCUGUUAAUAGAUCCGUUUCUUCAUUUCGAGCGUUUACUCCAAAUUGAAACCCCAAUUGAAAUAUUUCUCCAUUAGACAUUUACAAGACAGGAGAGUCUUUCUUUUGCUUAGAAAGUUCGGCUUCACUGUUUCUUCUUUUUUAUUGGCGUAGAUACCGCUUACGCUACAGCCGCUGUUUGGCGCCAAUUAGAGAUUCCAAGUAUAACCAGGUAUAUCUCCAUCUAGAAACCGCUUACGCUGUUAUAGUCGAGUUAACAACAGCGCGCCAGUCGUUUCUUCUUUUCGCAAGGUGGCGAUUGGAGUUUCCAAGCGAAGACAGUUCCUUCUCCACCUGGUCUUUCCAACGGAGUGGAGGGCUUCCUAUUCCUCCGCUGUCCCCAGCGGAAAAUGCGUCGAAUACUCAGAGCUGGGGUGUUUUCAUCCAUUGGGACGACAUGACCUAGCCAGCGUAGCCGCUGUCUUUUAACUCGCUGAACUAUGUACUACGGUAUUCGGCGUUCCCAAUAUACAAAGCACCAAAUCCUCCGCUGAACCUUUCUCUCGUAACGCCGACUCACCAGAUUUUAUCGUCCAUCCUUCUGAACCAUAUAGCAGGACGGAGAUGAUGAGUGAUUUAUAGAAUUUGGUCUUUGUUCGUCGAGAGAGGACUUUACUUCUCAAUUGCCUACUCAGUCCGAAGUAGCUCCUGUUGGUAAGUGGGUUUUUGAUGCUGACGUAUUUGUUGGUCUUAAUACUGGUUCCAAGAUAGACGAAAUUAUCUACGAUUUCGAAGAUCUGAUGACAGGAGAUAUUUCGUCUUACCCUCGGUCUCUACCAGACCAAUUUGCUUCGCUUCCUUAUCCAGUCUGUAGAAAACAGAACUACCAUGUACAAGAACUGAGUUGCAUCAAAGGGGAAAGAUAUUUUUUUUUUAUUCCUCAAAAUCAUUUUAGGCAUGAUGUCUGUCACGUCUGGAUCACAGUUAGACUGCUAUAUUCAAUUCAAAUAAAACUCCUCUAAUUGGAUAUUAACUCUCGACAAAGCGCCUUGAACCAAUCACAAACUUCCUUUCGUGCUUUAUUUCCAUUUUCGUUUUUUCACUUGGAUGUUUAAAAGUAUGUUAUCCGAGACAGUGUUGAGAUGAUUCCAUCUCAUCUUCUUCAAGCAUCGCAGCUCCUACCCGGUCCAAUUCUGCAGCUAAGAAGAUCGAAAUACCUGCCCUAGCGAGCUCAUAAGACUUGAAGUUUCCUGCAAUACCGUUGUGACCAAACACCCAAACUAGUCGAAGCAUGUUGUUUUGUUGUGGUUGUAAUGGUUAUCUAAUCCCGUUAUUGUAAGGUUCAGAUAAGUUGUCAUCGAGGACAUUCAAGUAAGGUAGGUAGCUAGUAAACGUGCUGUUUCGACGGGGUCGGGCCAUAGGGAGGGAAGUGUCAGAUGUGUAGGGCUGGCUGGGCAUGCAAAGAGAUGGUUAGUGUCAUGCGGGGCCUCGUUGCAUGCUGGACAUAUAUUUAAUAUGCCGUAGUCGAUUCUGUAUAAGUAGGAACUUAACCUGAUACAGUAUCCAGAACUAGAACACCCCAGCAGAAACUGAAGCUUCUUCAACUGCGUUUCAGUGUAUUCAGGCGACCAUAUUGGUGCGGGCCAACAACGUUUCUUUGUCUUUUCCCCAUUUGCUGCCUGCUAGCAACUUGAGGAUUUUAUUGAGGUUCUGUACUUUGGCAAUAAUUUCGUCCUCUCGCAGGGUAGUUUUUGCUUGAGGCCAAGUACUAUAUGUGCGUUUAUGAUGCUAAGUGUUGUGGUGGUAUCUUCACUACUGGGGAUAGAAGAGUUAUCGGACGAUAGGAUUCCUCUUUGUUUUAGAGUUUCCCCAAGUUUCAGUAGUGGGAACACUCUUCCGAUAUUCCACACAUCGGGUAUUAGAAGAGCAGUCAGCGAUAGUUGUUUUAGAGUGUGUAUUAGUGUUUGGAAGAUUUUGCUUUAUUGAUGACACUCCGAACCUACUCAUCGGUGAAAGUAAGUGAUCCGCAGUCUUUUGCCAUUUUGCGCAACCGUUGGGUAGCACAUCGUUUGGCUUUGCCUACCAAAGGAUGCAGUGUAAAUUGCCGGCUAAAAUAGCUGACGCGUUUCUCCGGAUCCGAAGAUAUAUGACCAUUAUAUUGAAUCUCAACUCGGUCAUAAUGUAACUUCGGGUUAAGCAAAACCUUCACAGUAGUUCAAAGCUUACUCACGCCGAUGGCGAGGUUGCAACACCAGAGAGGGUGCUCCAGUCGAAUCAUGAAAUACCUCAGUGCAAGAGGUAGGGAUUCUAGAUAUUCCUUCAGGAGACUCGAACUUUAUAUAUAUUUUGGAUAUAGCUUACGGACACUUAUUCACAAAUUAUUAUUUCUACUUAAGUGGCCAAAACUUCAAUAAACAAAUUAAAUGAGCUAAAAACAAAAUAAUUAAAUUUCGCGCUCAAACUUGACACACUUUCAGUACAACUUCUGCACUUGAACUUCUUGGCCAAAGUCAGCGGCCAAGAGUUCUGCAGAAAACGCGUAAAAUAACCUUGCAGAGUUGACAGAAAACCAAAUGCUUGUAGGAAAAAAAUAUGCUUAGGUCAACUAAAGGUGCAGAACUGGCUUGGGAAAAGAAAACAAUGAGCUCCGACAUAUUUAAACAGCAGCCGAGACGAUGAAAUGAGCACUUUCUUGGCACAUUAAACGCAGAAAGGUACAAACGGUGCAGAACAACGACAUGGUAUAUCUCAGGGGUCUUUUUGUGAAAACACUAUUUUCGACCACAAUUUUAUUGGCGGUACUAAGCUUAAGCCAGGAUGUGGAGGCGGGUACUAUGAAAAUUGCCUACAAGAAACCAAUUUUCGGCAAAUUAAGUACAACAAAAGAGAGACGCUACAAGUUAAGGCCAGAUUACAUGCGAAAAACACCAAUGAAUGCAGCCGCCAGUGUAAGUACGGGCAUGAGCACGAGCGCGAGUUCACUUGUCGGCAGCACAAUGUUAACAACCACCAGCAGCACCACGCCCACUUUGCUACAUUCAUUGGCGCCCACAGAUUGGAACGCAUGGGCAACAACAACACCACUGCCGGUGGUAGAGCACAAUUUAGGGAAUAACUACAACAGCAACAUGGAGAGUAAUGUAGGUACUCACUACCAGAACAAUAUGGAGAGUAUUAAAGCCGAGGCAGAGGCUGCCAUUUAUAUGCCGAAACCUUUGCAAUAUGAACACGCCGCCACACACAGCCAAUAUAUGGAUUUAAAUCCACUGAAGCAAAGCGAAUCUGGCGUGGACACACUGCUGCCACAUAUAAUGCCACCGGUGAACAACACCUUAGAAGCACCGCAGCUGCAUCACGAUGUACAAGCAGUGCACGUAAUCGGCGAUAACAUGGAGGCACAGAGUAACACAAAUGUAAUGAGCGACACCGAGACAAACGCUGAAGUCGAAGAACUCUUUCCUUUGCCACAGCCAGAGUUGCUGGUUGCACCACGCGCCCUGUCUACGCGCAGCAACACGCACGCAAAAGCACGCAAAACAACAGCAACAACAACAGAGCAUAGUCGAGCGGUACCAUGCACCUGUGGCGUUUUUCUAGCCUCACAAAUCAAACGCGGCACCAACGAACAACCCGAGGGCGCACCAGUGAUCACCAACGAGUUGGACCGCACAUUUGCUUGCAACGCCGUCGGACAGAAGCAAUGCCAGACCAAAUGCCUGGAAACUAUAGUGCAGCACUUGCCCAAUUCAGCGAAUAUACUGUGCGCAACGCUAAAUCGGGACUGCCGCAAGGAGCGCGCCUACCUCUUCAUCAAGAAUUGCCGCAAUCAAUGGCACAAUACGAACUUGUCGGCGGGACGAGAGUAUUGCUGUCGCGAUGGUCAACCCUAUAACUGUCCGAUGGUUUGAGGGAAGGAAUUCUAUAUCGAGUGUUUGUGUGAAUUUUGAAUAAAGAGCUUGGAUUUUUCAAAUAUAACUUACAAAUGGUUUUUUAUUACGUAAAAAAUGAAAUAAUCAAUUGCUUGAGUAAUCAAGCCAUGUUCUAUGACUAAAAUAUACGUAGUAGAUCUCUACACCACAAGCAAAAAAAAAAAACGAAAAGAAAAAUAA